Botrytis porri is the source of this 876-nucleotide messenger RNA. RefSeq lists its product as uncharacterized. Gene Ontology annotation, molecular function: transporter activity. Gene Ontology annotation, biological process: transport. Bases 1 to 876 code for a protein of 291 amino acids. The record is from RefSeq and is a predicted model, not a curated record. The transcript has 3 exons. NCBI's taxonomy places the organism in Eukaryota, Fungi, Ascomycota, Leotiomycetes, Helotiales, Sclerotiniaceae.
AUGCAAUUCCUUCCCAUACAAACUCGGAGUGUCCAUUUUCUGGUCUCAAGCAAAAGGAGUUCCGAUUCUCCUGAGGAUCACACUUGUCCCGUGGAAAACAUAAAUGAUCCUCGUAAGAUUCCAUCAAUCAUCCGCAUAAUGUUCAUGAUUCCCGUAGUUGCAGCCAUCUCGUUUCUCUGCAUACAUUUUGAAGAAGCCACGGCUUAUAUUUCCCCCAUCAAUGAACUUUACGAGGCCUUUGCAUUUGCCGCAUUUUUUCAACUCCUGUAUAACUACGUACUCAAGGAAACCCAUGCCCAAUCUUUGUCUAGACAAGCAUCACAAUUUCCCCCAAUUUGCAAAACUGUUAUCCAGAUCUUCCAAUUCCCGGCUAUUAUGUGCAUCGUAUUCCUCAUGGAAGAUCCCAGAGGCAAAGGGAACAUACCCACCACCAUCGCCAUCCUAGCACAUAUCCGCUUCUACAAAUCCACGAAGUCCCUAACAGCCGCUCGCAAACCCCUCCACAAACUCAUGGUCUUCAAAAGAAUCGUGUUCCUGAAUUUUUUCCAGACCACUCUCUUUGCAUUCCUCUCGCCGCGCCUUCCCCCCACCAAUAUACUUAUCACUCGUGAUUUAACGGAUGGAAUUCCUAACUUACUGGUUUCAUUGGAAAUGGUUAUCUUCUCGAUCUUAUUUCUGAAGUUUUAUGCCGUGGGCGAGUAUGCCAAGGGAUGCGAAACUUACCAGGGAGGUAUCAUGGGGAUUAAAGUGAUUACCGGCGCGGCGAAUUCUAUUGCGUUCAUAGGAGAAAUGGUCAGGAUGGUGAUGGGAAGGGAAAAUAUGGAGAAGGGCGGAAAUUCAUGUACUGAUUCUUCUUAUAAGGUCCUAUCUGUUUGA